AUGCUUUUACUUAUAAAUCACUAUCCUUGGAUAUUGAUCGAAGAGACGAUGGACAUAACUAUUUCGCAAGAAUCAUUUCUAUCAAAUGACAAAAAUAAGUUGAGGCUGAUAUCAAUGUUGACAGGGAAAUUAUUGAAGUCAGGUAUUUACGUAUUACAAGCAGAAGACGAUGCUGACACACUUAUUGUACAUACGGCAAUACAAAAAUCAAAUUAUAACACAAAAGUUGUGGUCAUUGGAGAGGACGUAGAUUUGAUCAUACUUUUAUUGACGUUAACUCCAGAUGAUUCGCAGAUUUUUUUUUAA
Messenger RNA from Macrosiphum euphorbiae (potato aphid), 306 nucleotides. Lineage: Eukaryota; Metazoa; Arthropoda; Insecta; Hemiptera; Aphididae. The record is from the annotation of a GenBank genome assembly.